Molecule: messenger RNA, 589 nt
Organism: Racocetra persica
Lineage: Eukaryota; Fungi; Glomeromycota; Glomeromycetes; Diversisporales; Gigasporaceae
Source: the annotation of a GenBank genome assembly
AUGUCAUCACUUCAUUCUAAGAGAAUUGUGUUUGAUAGAACCUUCCCGGAUUUCAAGCAAGAUUUAGAACGCUUGUUCAAUUUUACGGGGCUAGAUCCAGUUUCUGGAAUGAAUAUAUCUUUACUUGUAAAAAGAUUGGUUUAUGAUAUGUGUACUUCUUAUCCUAAGCCACAUACAAAGAAAUUAUUUAAUUCUAUUGCCGAGUUUUUGACUCAGUAUACUACAAAAAUUCGAAUGUCAAUUUUGGAUCAUGAUGACGUAGUUAGCGCAUAUGUUAGAGAAUGGGAACAUUACCGAGUUGCUUCCGAUGCUUCUAGCAAGAUAUGUGAAUACCUUAACAGAUUAAUAAUGAAAAAGGAUCCUAAAGAUCGUAGCGGGAUGGACAGAAACCGUCUUGUUGAAGAUGGCAAAUAUAGAAGGCAAACUGUUCACGCGCUGGCGUAUCUGAUAUGGAAAGAGCGAAUUAUUGACGACAUAAGAUUGAAGCACUCUGAUCGGUUUAUGUAUCAGAUAUUUGAAUUGAUCCGAAGAGAUAGGGACGGAAAGGAUACAGUGCCUAAUGUUGUCGCAGAUGCAAUUAAUUCUCUUG